Limanda limanda (common dab) is the source of this 3542-nucleotide messenger RNA. It is a transcript of the gene loxl2a, whose product is annotated as lysyl oxidase-like 2a. The transcript has 14 exons. Gene Ontology annotation, molecular function: protein-lysine 6-oxidase activity; copper ion binding. Gene Ontology annotation, biological process: peptidyl-lysine oxidation; sprouting angiogenesis. The record is from RefSeq and is a predicted model, not a curated record. The coding region runs from base 114 to 2333 and encodes 739 amino acids. NCBI's taxonomy places the organism in Eukaryota, Metazoa, Chordata, Actinopteri, Pleuronectiformes, Pleuronectidae. Gene Ontology annotation, cellular component: membrane.
UCAGCUGCACAACUCAUCCUCUGCUGCAGCUCAGAAAUCUGAAAGUGUGUGUGAGUGGAGGACUGAGCCGCCUGUUCUCCGUCUGUGAAGAUUCUCCUCCAUCCUCCUGCAUCAUGCUGCACCUGGGUGCCUUGUUCUCUUUGCUGUACAUGUGUGCGCUGUGCAAUGCCCAGUCAGACUCUGGAACACCUGUGAUCCAGCUCCGUCUCGCUGGGGAGAAGCGGAAACACUACGAGGGUCGGGUGGAGGUUUUCUACAAAGGAGAGUGGGGGACAGUGUGCGAUGACGACUUCUCCAUCUACACUGCCCACGUGGUGUGCAGAGAGCUGGGCUUCAUUGACGCAGCGUCCUGGUCGCCCUCAGCCAAGUUUGGAAAAGGGGAAGGCCGUAUCUGGCUCGACAACGUGCACUGCACUGGUGGAGAGAAGAGUCUGGCUCAGUGUGAGUCCAACGGCUUUGGAGUGUCUGACUGCAAACAUUCGGAGGAUGUCGGGGUGGUGUGCAAUCAAAAGCGCAUUCCAGGCUACAAGUUCAUCCGGAACCAGGCCCAUGGUGACGAGGGUUUGACGGUGCAAGUGGAGGACGUGAGGAUCCGGGCCACGUAUUCCCAAAGGAAGAAGGUUCCCAUCACCGAGGGCUUUUUGGAGGUGAAAGACGGCGGCAAGUGGAGACAGAUCUGUAAUGAAGAGUGGACGGAGAUGAACAGCAGGGUCAUGUGUGGCAUGUAUGGCUUCCCCGGGGAGAAACGCUUCAAUAGCCGGCCCUACAAAUUAUUGGCCAAGCGUCGUAAGAAGAACUACUGGGGUUUUGCUGUCAACUGCACAGGCAACGAGGCCAACUUGUCCGACUGUAAACUGGGCCGGGAGAUCGAGCUCAAGGGCAACAGCUCCUGUGGACAGGGCAUGCCUGUCGUGAUCAGCUGUAUCCCGGGCCGUGCCUUCGCUUCCAGCAUCAGCAUCGGCUUCAGCAAGGCCUACAGGGUGGAGCAACCCCUGGUGCGUCUAAGAGGCGGAGCCAUGAUAGGCGAGGGCCGAGUGGAGGUGUUGAAGAACGGCGAGUGGGGAACAGUAUGCGACGACAACUGGAACAUUCGAGCUGCCACCGUGGUCUGUCGAGAGCUUGGGUUCGGUAGUGCCAAAGAGGCCCUGACCGGCGGCCGACAAGGACAAGGGAUCGGGCCGGUACACAUGAAUGAGGUGGAAUGCUCUGGGUUUGAAAAGUCACUGACUGAGUGCCACUUUAACCGUGAGUCUUUGGGCUGCAGCCACGAGGAAGACGCAGCCGUCAAGUGUAACGUCCCUGCCAUGGGUUUCAAGAACAGACUUCGGAUAAACGGGGGCCGUAACCCCUAUGAGGGUCGGGUGGAGGUCCUGGCAGAGAAGAAUGGCUCGCUGGUGUGGGGCACAGUGUGCAGUGACAGCUGGGGCACCAUGGAGGCCAUGGUGGUCUGCAGGCAGCUGGGCUUGGGCUUUGCCAGCCACGCUUUCCAGGAAACAUGGUACUGGCAAGGAGACUCCUCAGCUGAUGCCGUGAUGAUGAGCGGAGUGAGAUGUUCAGGUACCGAGUUGACUCUGGACCAGUGUCUGCACCAUGGGAAACACGUCCUCUGUCCCAAAGGAGGCGGACGCUUCGCUGCUGGGGUCUCAUGUACUCAGUCGGCUCCAGACCUGGUCCUCAAUGCUCAGGUUGUAGAGCAGACCACCUACCUGGAGGACAGGCCCAUGUACGCACUGCAGUGUGCCCAGGAGGAGAACUGUCUUUCCACCAGCGCAGACAAAGCCGACUCCACCUCCUACCGCCGCCUUCUCCGCUUCUCCUCCCAGAUCCACAACAACGGCCUGUCUGACUUCAGGCCGCGGGCAGCACACCAUUCCUGGAUUUGGCAUGAAUGUCACAGACAUUACCAUAGUAUGGAAGUUUUCACCCACUAUGACCUGAUGAGUUUGAAUGGCACUAAAGUGGCGGAGGGACACAAAGCCAGCUUCUGUCUGGAGGACACGUAUUGUGACGAAGGUAUCCAGAAAAGGUACGAAUGUGCAAACUUUGGAGCACAAGGAAUAACAGUUGGAUGCUGGGAUACAUACAGACAUGACAUCGACUGUCAGUGGGUUGACAUCACAGACGUGAAGCCCGGCGACUACAUCUUCCAGGUUGUGAUAAACCCCAACUAUGAGGUCGCAGAAUCAGAUUACAGCAACAACAUAAUGAAGUGCCGCUCUCGGUACGACGGACAAAGGAUAUGGAUGUACAACUGUCGUAUAGGUGGCACACUGAGUUCAGAAACAGAGGAAACAUUCCCUGGACUGCUCACCAACCAGCUGUCGCACAGGUAGACCUGAGGUCGACAACGCGGACGGACAGACGGACAUUAGGGAAGCAAAUAUGAAUAUUUGACAACCACUAGAGGGGGCUGUGCAGCUUUGCUUCCUUGCAGAAGUCCUGGAUUGAAGUUGAGCUCAGAGCUCAGCUGGUACAAAAGACAAUGAGUAAAUGGAAACAAAACACCUGCUUGCUUACUAAAUGUAUUUACACGAUGUACAAAAAUGUUCUUAUCUCUUAGUGUCUUAUGGUUGUUGUUAGUGAAAUAUCAGUUUUGACCUGGUGCUUAAUGAGAGAGAUGUCAGGGAGGAUCGAAGCCAAAUAAUUUAUUAAAUGAAUUAUGCCAAACAGUUCAAGGCCAAAGUUUCAAACAUUAGGGAACGACUCGAAUGAAAGUACCCAUUAGAUGAGAGAGAGCGUCACCUGGAUGUUGAGUUUACUUAGGAUGGAUAGAAAAACAGUUUGCUGCUAAAUCUGGUGCUAUAAGUGGUCGAAAUCUUGCACUGUAUGUUUGUUUUCUAAAAGAAAGUUGAACUAGAAGACAAAUCUAUCAAUCACAGUGAAGAUGCUUCACUAGAAGACAAAAACAAAUACAGUACAUGACUAUGAGAAUAACUGCAGAGCAACAAGGCGCAGAAGAUGGCAACACAAAAAUAAUGCCUGUUUCCAGCAUAGCUGUAAAUUAACUUUCUAAAAAUAAUUCUCACUAGUAACCACAACUGCAAAGCAGGCGAGUGGAAGUUGGAUCAUCAGAGCGGAGUAUCGUAGAUUUAUUGAUGCCAACUGUCUUGGAUUUGGUUCCUGCAGUAUUUCUGACAAUCUGUGAGGUUUUCACACAUACAUUUAAGUCACCAUUAAGCUGAGAGGGAAAGUGCUUUUUGCUACCAUGACUUUGUGUUUCACAUACUUGAGUUCACUUUUAAGAAAUGUUUUAUUUAUUGCUUUCAUUAUCUUGGCUGUUACAGUAGACACGUUUUCAUCUUCAAGUGCACAUCCCCUCAGCUUAUGCUUCACGUUUGUUAAAUUAUUACCAUCAGGGACAAUGAUAACAUUGCGGGUGAACUGUGAUACCUGCACAUGUGUGAAAAUAACUCUUCAUGGUUUUGUGAAUAAAAUUUCUGAUGUACGAAUUCAAUGACCCCUCUUUUUUAUAAGAGUACCUGUUAGUUGUUGCCAAACUGUUUUGUAUUUUGUAUGCAUGGGUGAAUGUGGAAAAAUUCAUU